Culicoides brevitarsis is the source of this 525-nucleotide messenger RNA. RefSeq names its product DNA-directed RNA polymerase II subunit RPB9 (gene RpII15). Lineage: Eukaryota; Metazoa; Arthropoda; Insecta; Diptera; Ceratopogonidae. The coding region runs from base 101 to 484 and encodes 127 amino acids. Gene Ontology annotation, biological process: transcription-coupled nucleotide-excision repair; transcription initiation at RNA polymerase II promoter; maintenance of transcriptional fidelity during transcription elongation by RNA polymerase II. The transcript has 2 exons. Gene Ontology annotation, cellular component: RNA polymerase II, core complex. Gene Ontology annotation, molecular function: zinc ion binding; nucleic acid binding; DNA-directed RNA polymerase activity. The record is from RefSeq and is a predicted model, not a curated record.
ACAUUGUGCAUUGGGAUUUUCGCCCAAAAACAAAGCCAGCACUCGAAAUUCGGGAGUCAGAUUGAAAAAUUAAUUAAAAAUUAAAUAAAUCUCUAACAAAAUGGCAAAUUACGACGUUCACGACGAUGGACCAGGCUUCGUUGGCAUCCGUUUCUGCCAAGAAUGCAACAAUAUGUUGUACCCGAAGGAGGAUAAGGAGAAUAAAGUCCUUUUGUAUGCCUGCCGGAAUUGCGAUUACAAGCAAGAAGCUGACUCGAAUUGCAUUUACGUGAACAAAAUUAUGCACGAAAUUGACGAAUUGACGCACAUUGUGCCAGAUGUGAUUUCGGAUCCGACGUUGCCGCGCACCGAAGAUCACGCGUGUCCCAAAUGUGCCGGCAGAGAAGCGGUUUUCUUCCAAGCGCAAACGCGCAGAGCUGAAGAAGAGAUGAGAUUGUAUUAUGUGUGCACAAAUCCCAAUUGUUGUCACAGAUGGACCGAGUAGGUGCGAGAAUGGAUGCGAAUAAAAAUUAUUUUUUAAGGAAA